Molecule: messenger RNA, 8483 nt
Organism: Ciona intestinalis (vase tunicate)
Lineage: Eukaryota; Metazoa; Chordata; Ascidiacea; Phlebobranchia; Cionidae
Source: RefSeq, a predicted model, not a curated record
AUUCUAGUUUAACAGUUAUGGUUUCUAUUGUUACAGCACAAUAUAUGUUAAGUUAAUAUGUCGGGUUCGAGAGGUAAAAGGUGGCUUUUAGCUUGUACAGCUUGUGUGACAGUGCCACGUAAUAACAACAACAAUAUAGACAAGUGCCCUCCAAAACCUACUCCUGCCUCGGACGGUAAAGAAACUAUCAAAGCUUCAAAACACGUUCCAACCCCUCCCACACCCGAGAAACCCCCCGUUACCAUCAACCCCCACAAUGAAAGCCAAAAGUCCCUCCUGCUCGACCUCGCCAUCCAAACAACCCCAACCUACCAAGAACAUAAUGUGAUGCCAAGCCCGACACCGAGCAUGAGAACAACGAAUUGUGACGUCAGCGAAAAUUUGGAAAAACGUCACAGUAUAGCUUCAACUGCAUCACUAACUACGUCAUUAGCUACGUCAUUAGCCACAUCACUGGAUACGUCAUUGGAUACGUCACUUACUGCGUCAUCACCUUCAUUGAUAAACAGUGAGGGAGUUUCCCGAACACAAAUCGCGGUUGAAAACCACUCAUGCGCAACGAUGGUCAGUCGUGUGGAAAGGUCACCACAGUUCACGUUAAAACCUCAGUCAAGCGUAGCAGAGGAAGGAACGACUACGGAGUUUCGUUGCAAAGUCACCGGGAUACCACAACCAACAGUCGUGUGGUGCAAAGGAUCUUCCAAACUCCAGACCUUGGGUCGCAUUUCCAUUCAAUCUCCUUCUACUGGUGAAUCAGUGCUGAAGGUACAGGGUUUAAAACCCACCGACGGUGGUACUUACAGGUGUGUGGCGAACAACGUUGCCGGGAAAGCAAGUUGUCUUGUGGAACUUGUGUUGGCAGCAAAGGAAUCAACCGCCAUGUCAACCGAUCGACGACCUUACUUCUCACAAGUUCUCACGCAUCGUGACGUCACACAUGGAGAUCGAGUGAGAUUCGAAUGUAAAGUUGAAGGAAGGCCCAAGCCAACUGUGGUGUGGAACAAGGACGGCAAAGUAGUCACCGCAUCGAGUAGGGUGCGUGUUAUGGAAAUAUAUGGUUCACAUAGUCUCGUAAUAUCAAGAACUGAACACACCGAUAACGGAGUCUACUCAAUUACUGCUUCCAACCACGUGGGAUCAGAGACUUGUUCCGCACAACUACACGUUCAAGAUAUGUCGGCUUCACGCGGAUCAUCCACCAGCCAGUUAUCAGCCUACGGUCGCAGUAGUUCAACACGUAGCAGUCCUUCUACUUCGAAUCUUAGUUCGCCCUCACUUUCACCCAAACUUGCGAGGGCCGCCACCUCCCGUCUCGUAUCUGGGGGCAACUCACCCUGGUCGACUGGGCUCAAGUCUUCAGGGAGCUCAGGGGGAGCCCCACCGAGGCGGAGGGGUCCAGGGUUUAUUCUUAGACCAAGACCCCAAACUAUAGCAAUCGGAGAAAGAUUGUGUUUGAAAUGUACGUUACUUGGCCACCCAAAGCCUACCGUUACUUGGGAGAAAGAUGGAGAACUUGUUGAUGAAGAUCGAACGGACGGUCGUAUUCGAACAACCAAUGACGGAAACGAUUAUUUUCUUCAAAUUGAUGAAUGUGGGGCAGGUGACGCAGGGAAAUAUGGGGUCACUGCAAGGAACUCACUGGGAAAGCAAACUGCUGCUGUUGACGUCGUUGUGUCAGGUAGCGGAGGACAUCCCACCAACAACAAUAACGUCACGAAAUCCACUCCUCGUUUAAACAAGAACAACAAUGACAAUAACAAUGUCUCCCGUCACGACGAACCAGCAGGGGGAGCUAGAGUGACCAACGUCCGAACAAACCGAGCGAUGGAAUUGAUUUUGCCAAGUCAUAAGAGAGAAGAGGAUUUAAAAGAAUCGCCGACAUCAUCAAUUUCCUCGACAAUUUCGUCACAUUCCAGAAUUUCGACAUCAUCGUCGCGCUCCAAUGCUUCUGGUCACCAUGGAGACGACACUGAGGUAAACCGACCAAUUAAAUCAAGUUGGCGACGUUCAAACUUUGUUGCACCAACUUUCACACGACGAUUGUCAAGCACACAAGUAUUGGAAGGUGAGGAGUUGUUGCUCCAGUGCGAUGUCGCCGGUGAGCCCGAGCCUGACCUCUUGUGGUUGCGCAACGGACGUGAGGUUGGCAUCGACGAGGACGAAGUAUUUACAUCGUAUCGCAACGGCACGGCAAGGUUACGACUUCGUGAUGUGCAAGUCAACCAUGCGGGGGAAUAUAUUUGUAAAGCAAGGAACGAAGCUGGGGCGAUUCAAUGCAGUAGUAGAGUCACAGUUAAAGCGAAACCAGUUCACAUUCGUCCCCGUUUCACCAAGUCACCGGGUGACGCUAGAGUGACCGAGGGUGACACGCUCAUCCUCGAAGCGGGGGUCGAGGGAAGUCCCCUCCCCGAGAUACUUUGGUCACUAGAUGGCGAGGAAGUGUCGCACGGGGAAACUUCGUUUGAGAAUAAUGUUGCAAAGUUGAUAAUCCGCAAGAUCGACACCAGCCACAGCGGUCAAUACAUGUGUAAUGCCUUAAACACAGCAGGGGAGGAUUCAGUUGCAUGUAGAGUUCGUGUUAAACAGAAAAAGCGGGACAUCCCACCAGAGUUUACAGCGCCACUUAGCGAUGUGAAAUCCAAGGAAGGCGAUGACGUUUGUUUGCGUUGUAUGGUGACUGGGAUUCCUGAACCUACAGUACAAUGGAUGUAUAACGAUGAGGUAUUAGAGGCAGAAGAAGGCUUGGAGAUCAUCUUCCAUGAAGGGGUGGCAGCUCUUACAUUGGAACAAGCCACCAAUGAAGAUACGGGUGUAUACACUUGUGUUGCUGUCAAUGGGGAGGGGAGGGCAACUACAACUUGCCAGGUGGCCGUAACAGCUGCCCCUAAAGUUGAGAAGAAGAGCGUGCCCACUAGCGCCCCCAAAUUUGCGACAACAUUUGACGAAUAUAUCCGCGCACAAGAUGGCGACAAACUUGUUCUUGAAUGCUCCGUGACCGGUCACCCGGAACCAGAGGUCACAUGGUCUUUAAACGACCAAUCGGUGCCUAACACCACAGCAAGCUUCAAGAACGGGAUUGCCAAGCUUACAAUUGACCCGGUAUCGUCCACACAUAGUGGCCAUGUUAAAUGCUCGAUACAAAACACUGCUGGUAAAGCUAACCAUGAAGCGAGGGUGUAUGUCAGAUCUAAGCGAGUUGCUCCAACCUUCGAGAAGGAACUCCCGGAGUCGAUUGUUGUGAACGAGGGUGAGGAGGCUUGCUUCGAGUGUCAGGUUCGAGGUCACCCACAACCCAGAGUUACCUGGAGCAGAGACGGUCGGUCACUUAGUGUGUUGAGCACGGAGACAUCAUAUGAAGAUGGAAAAGCUUCGGUUCGAAUUCGCAAAGCUGGAACACGCGAGGGCGGUAGAUACACUUGCACGGCUCGCAACUUAUCAGGGGAAGCAGAGUCCGUGUGUAUCGUUACCGUGGCAACGAAGAUGGAAGAACCGAAGACCUCAGCUCCAAAGUUUACGAAGGAAAUGAAAGACGUUGAGUUGGUUGAUGGACAAGAUUUACACCUUACAUGCCACGUGAGCGGCCUCCCCACCCCCGAUGUUCAUUGGGAGGUAGAUGGACAAAGGUUGGAAGCUGAAGAUGGAGAUGUUAGUUAUAAAGACGGGGUGGCUAAGUUGGUGUUGGAAGAUGUGAUGAAGGAAGACACAGGAAGAUAUGAAUGUAUUGCAAAGAAUGAAGUGGGAAACGCUAAGUCCGGUUGUAAUGUUACUGUUAAAGCUCCCACCAAAGAAGUUGAACCCGUCGCCCCCAAAGCGGAAGUUGUCCCGACCAAACCAACCAAACCAACAAAGUUGGAGAAAGAGCCAUCUUUCCCCAUCCAACUGGAUGACCAUACAGUAGAGGAAGGCGAUGAUAUCGUGCUCAAGUGUCAAGUUAAAGGAAUACCUAGGCCUAAGAUCACCUGGUUAUUGGAUGGGGAGGAAAUAUUGGAUGCUGAGUUAAAAUACGAUGAUGACGGCCACGCACACUUGGUAUUACCUGAAGCCCUCCCCGAAGACGAAGGGGUGUACACAUGUAUCGCCGAGAAUCCACUUAAACGGGUCAUGUGCUCGUGUAAAGUUACAAUCGCAGCACUUGCUGCAACUUCAAAGAGAUCUAUGAAACCAAAACCUGCAGAAGAUGUUGUUGUGCCGCGUGCAGUUGAAGUUGACUCAGCACCCCCAUCUAGUGGCCAUACUGCACCAAGUUUCACGAAGAAUCUUGAAGAUCGUUUGAUCCAAGAUGGAAGCACCGAUGUUCUGCUAUCCUGUGUUGUGACUGGCAACCCCCCUCCCACAGCCAAGUGGUUUUUUGAAGAUGAGGAAUUAGAGGACAGCGAUGACUUCAAGAUGAUCAUUGAUGGUAAUGUGAGGUCUCUGGUUAUUGGGGAGGUGUUUCCAGAGGAUUCUGGUGUUUAUAUGUGUGUGGCUGGCAACACUGCUGGGGAAGCGAGGAGCAAGUGCAAGAUUACUGUGGAAGAGAUUGAGGGCGAAACCCCAACAUUUUUAAUGAAACCAAAGCAAGUUAACGUGAACGCUGGUGAACGAGCUCUAUUCUCGUGUCGUGUGGACGGUGACCCUCCCCCCUCCGUGGAAUGGUUGUUUUGCAACCAACCGAUCCAGGAAUCCGAUCGAGCCUUGAUCACAAAAGCUGACCCAAACAACAAUUACACACACUCGCUAGAAAUACCACAAGUCUCGCCACAAGAUGCCGGUAGAUACGCCGUGUGCUGCAGAAACCUCCUUGGUGACGUCACAUGCACCGUAUCUUUGAUCGUGAGCGACGCAAAGAAACAAGAAACCAGGAAAGAUUUCCGUGACGUACUCAGGAAAUCCCCCGCAGUGAAAACUAACCAAGCGGGGAAACCCCUAACUGACGAACAGGUGGAUUUUCGUGGAUUGUUACGUAGAACGUCAACGGAUAAGGAUCUCGGGAAACGAACGACGUCGACCAGCGGAUCUGAGGACGCCGGCGAUGACGCGGGAGCCGUCUACAAAGAAGCUCUUUCAGUUUCAGUGAAAACAAAAGCCCUGACUGAGGAAGAACGCAAGAGAAGGAAAGCAGAACAACUCGAUUUCCGGGGAAACCUCGUGCGUAAAGUUGAACCCAAAGUGACAAGCCUUGACGUUCUACGAACGAAAUCUCCCGAGCAACAAGACUUCAGAGAGGAAGCUUUGAAGACAAAAGUUCGAACCAAAGCUCUUGGUCAAGAUGACUUGAAACACAUGACACCAGAACAAAAGGAUUUCAGAGCAGAAGCGAUCAAAUCGAAAGUUGUCACUAAAGCUUAUAAAGAAGAACUUAUAAAGACUAAACGCGCGGAACAAGUUGAUUUCCGUGACGUGUUGUCCCCAACCAAGAAAGCUGAGAUGGAAAGAAAGGAAGCUGAAAGUUUGUCGAUCUCGGAGUUGCCUCGUGGUAAAUGGAGGAAGGAAAGUGGGGAUCACAAUAUGGUGGCUACGAAGCGCACAAGACACAAAGGGGCCGCUGCUAUUGUACCGGUGAGGAAAGUACAAGAGAAUGGAAGAGAAAGCGAGGAGGAAGAGGAGAAGAGUGAGAAUGUUGAAUCAAAACCAGAGUUUACUCGUUUCAUGGAUGAUUAUGAGGCAACCGACGGACAGCCCUUCACGCUUGAAUGCACUGUGGUCGGUGAACCGAGACCAGAGAUCACGUGGUAUUUGGAUGAAGAAGAAGUGAAAGCUGAAGCUGACAUCACUAUUACGUAUGAAGGCGACAUCUGCCGGUUUUCAAUCGCUGAGAGUUUCCCCGACGACCAGGGCAAAUAUUCAUGCACUGCCCGCAACAAAUACGGCGAGUCCACAUGUUCCGCGUUCGUUACCGUGGUCGGCGAACAAACGACGUCUCCUAAACCUGCUUAUGUGAUGAAGAAAAAGAGCCCAUCGGUUAACGUCCCCGCCAGUAUUAAAGAUGGCCCCCAAGACAUGACAAUAUUAAGGGGCAACCCUAUCAGCCUAUGCUGUUCAUUGGUGGGAACUUCUCCAUUGAAAGUGGUUUGGAGGAAAGGAAGGAAUGAGAUAAAACACAGUCACCAAUGUUCCAUUGAAACUACUGGUACCUUGUCAGCUUUAACAAUCAGUAAAAGUGAGAGGGGAGAUUCUGGUUGUUAUACCUUGCAAGUAUCUAAUACUGAUGGAGUUGACCAGUUCUCUGUCAGUGUUAGUGUGGUUGACGUACCUGACCCUCCCGGCAAACCAUUCCCCGAAAACGCGUCGUCGAACGAGAUGAUUGUAUCCUGGUACGGAAGUGGCUUCGAUGGGGGAAGUCCCAUUACUUCGUACCUGCUGGAGAUGUCGAAGGUAAAUGAAAGUGGUUCUUCCCGCAAAACAUGGGCAGAGGUUAGCACCACCAACAGCACCUCAUUCACAGUGAAAGGAUUGGAAACUAAUGCUUCGUAUCUUUAUCGCGUGAGUGCUUCCAACAAAUAUGGGACGAGCAGACCCGGUCCAGUGUCCGAUGUUUUGAGGAAUGUUUCACCAACGCAAGAAAAUGGAGCCGAGUCAAGCGGGGAUGAAGAGGAUUUUGUUGAGUACGGACCAGUCACCAUAAAAAAGGAAAAGUUUUCGGGAAAAUAUGAAGUGAAGGAGAAGUUGGGACAGGGUAGAUUUGGCAAAGUUCACCGCGUGGUUGAUCGGGCCAUGAAUCGUGAAUAUGCAGCAAAGAUCAUGAGGGCGUUGAAAGCUCGUGAUCGUGAAGCUGUGAACAUGGAGAUUGAUAUCAUGAACCAACUACGCCAUCCAAGGCUUGUUCAACUCAUAGAUGCUUACACACAUGGAAGGGAAAUGAUAAUGGUUAUGGACUUGGUUGCUGGUGGAGAAUUAUUUGAACGAGUGAUUGACGAAGACUUUGAACUAACGGAAGCUGCUUGUAUUAAAUACAUGCGACAAAUAUGCGAUGGGGUGGAGUUCAUGAAGAGAAGCCAGAUUGUUCAUUUGGAUUUGAAACCUGAGAACAUAAUGUGCAUCAACAAGACUGGAACGCAAAUCAAGAUAAUUGACUUUGGUUUGGCGAGGAAGUUUAAUCCCAAUGAAGUCACAAGGGUAAUGUUCGGAACCCCAGAGUUUGUUGCUCCUGAGGUUAUCAACUACGAUGCCAUCGGCUUCGAAACCGAUAUGUGGAGUGUGGGAGUUAUCUGUUAUAUUCUACUGUCAGGGUUGUCACCGUUUUGUGGCGACGCAGAUUCCGAAACAUUGUCAAACAUAACAGCUGUUCAGUGGGAUUUUGAUGACGAAUCAUUUGAUCAAAUAUCAGAAGACGCAAAAGAUUUCAUCUCAAAACUUCUUGUUAAAGAACUAAAACAAAGGUUUGAUGUAAACCAAGCAUUGCAACAUCGGUGGUUGAAACGAGAUACCAACAAGAUGAGCAAAAGUAAAUUGAAUAAAAAGAACCUGAGAAGAUUCCUUGCAAGGCGGAAGUGGCAGAAAACUGGCAACGCGGUUCGUGCCUUGGGUCGGUUGGCAUCGCUUGCACGACUCGCCCCGUCGUCAUCCUCACAUAGCGGACAGCAACGAGAGUCCGGGUUUCUGUCAUCGUUGAAGGCUCAACUUAUCAGGGAGAACGAGUCACAACAGGAACGCAAGAAACCCUGCUUCCUCCGAACCUUUGAUGACAUCGAGGUUAUUGAAGGUUCGGCUGCCAAGUUCUCAUGCACGGUGUCCGGCAACCCCGACCCCGAUGUGAUGUGGCUUAUUGAUGGGGAACCUAUCAAGGAAUCGAGGCAUUUCAGGAUGGCAUACACAGAGGACAACCAAUGUACUUUACUUAUAAUGGAUACCAGUGGUACAGAUGAAGCUGAAUAUACAUGCAAAGCUUCAAACAGCGAGGGUGAAGUCCAACACAGCGCUGAACUAAUCGUCAUAACACCAGGUGUGUGACAUCACAAUACGUUACCAUGGUAACACGUUUGUUGAUGAAUGAAGUUGUUUCUGAUAUUGCACACUUUAUCGCCACCUACUGCCCUUUCCGCACACAAAAUUUAGCCAUCGGGGUGCAUCCUUAAGCUCCACGGACUCUUUGUAUAAAUAACAAACAAAAUAUUUGUUGAAGCAAUAUUACCUUAUGGUACGAUAGCAACUUGGGCAUCAAUGUUUCUUAAACAUCAUGUGCCGUCUUCAUUUAAGCUGCUCUUAUCCCAUCUUUGUAAAAUUUAAAUUAUUUUCCAAGUGCUUUGUCUUCCUUUAUAUUAUUAAUCAUUGAGAAGCCAUUUGAUUUUGUUGGAGAUGUUUACUGAUCGUGGUGUGAUUAAUUUUCCACACAAACUUUAAUAUACUGAACAAUAAGUAGAACACGAUGCCUUAAUAUUAUGUUAGAUCGCUGGAUGGAAACUUCUUUAAUAUUAUUGUUUAGAAUAAUAAAGGUCGCUUAGUGAAGUUAACGUCGCAAAAGUUAAAGAAAACUGCAAAAAAUAAAUAAAAAUUUAUUUCUGUAA